CCAAGGUCUACUUGUCCUUGUUUGGACUCUUACGUACUUCAAGACUAGAAUAGAAUUAUAUCUUAAGCUCGUAAUUUUGUUCGAAUUAAUUCUUAAAAUUUAUGGGGCUUUACAGGUACACAGAGUCGAAAUGCUGGAGAGGUCGGAACACUGGAUGCUUUUUGUAGGCUGAUUAUCGCUCCUCAUGAGACUGCAGGGUUUUGUCCAUCCUCUCUAUCUAAAAAAUGGAUUAUGCUUUCUAUUACAUUAUGUUAUUAUGACGCUUGGAUUUCCUGGGAAGAGAUACCUUUGAUUAACAAAGACCGGAUGUGGGAUCUCUUUAGGACGAAGUGUACAUGGUAUCCCCAACAUGGUAAUCAAAUAUUUUGUAAUUUUGAUAAAACUGCUGCUGAUUUACUUAAACAUACCUUGUGUACUGCUCGGAGAGAGGGUCAAAAGCCCAAUCUGAUGGCAGAAUGUAUAUGGGCUAGACUUAAUGAAAAGUGGGCCACUGAGGAAUUUGAAAAAACGAGCAUCCAAGCAAAGGCAGCCCGAGCCUCUGACAAGGGUGACUCGUUGCACAUCGGGGGUUUAGCUAGUAUAAGGACUCAUCGACAGAGAUUGGAAAACAAAAAAGGGAAAACCACGACUUAUGAGGUUGUUCAGGAGAACAAUGUGAAAAAUAAAAAGGAUGGUCAUGGAACUCGAGUCGAACCACAUGUUGAGAAGACAUAUGUUGGGUAUUUUAAAGGCUUGGACGAAUGGCGUCAAAGUGACCCUACUUCUGAGGAUGGUAGCUCAACCGAAUCGUCACAGGAUGACGAAGCUUCAAUGUCGUUGGAGGCGAUUGGUGGCGUAAAAAAAGGUACACAAAGUCAAAAUUUUGGUGAGGUUGGAGCGCCGGCUGGUUUUCGGCUGGUGACUAUCACUCCUGAUUGGACCACUAGGUUUUUUUCCUUCACUGAAACUACAAAGAGGAUCAUGAAUUCUAUUAAAUCAUUUUAUCGUGAUGCUUGGAUUACCUGGACAGAGAUAUAUUUCUUCGACAAACAACAUAUAUGGGAUCACUUUAGGGUGCAGAUAUGGGAUAACUUUAGGAAGUAUGGAUGGUAUCCCUCUAAUGAUUAUCUAAUAUUUUAUAAUUUUGAGAAACAAGUUGAUGAUAUACUUAAAGAUACCUUGUGGACUGCUCGGAGAGAGGGUCAGAAGCCUAAUUGGAUGCUAGAAGGUAUAUGGGCUAAACUUAAAGCAAGGUGGGCAUAUGAGGAAUUUGAAAAGACGAGCAUCCAAGCAAAGGCAGCCCGAGCCUCUGACAAGGGUGACUCGUUGCACAUCGGGUGUUCAGUUAAUAGAGGGACUCAUCGACAGAGAUUGGAAAACAAAAAAGGGAGAUCUAUGACUUAUGAUGAGGUUGUUCAGGAGAACCAUGUGAAAAAUAAAAAGGAUGGUCAUGGAACUCGAGUCGAGCCACAUGUUGAGAGGACAUAUGUUGGAUAUUUUAAAGGCUUGGAUGAAUGGCGUCUAAGUGAGCCUGCUUCUGAGGAUGGCAGAUCAACCCAAUCGUCACAGGAUGAUGAAGCUUCAAUAUUCUUUGGAGGCGAUUGGUGGCGUAAAGAAACGUAAAGCCCGUGGCCUUGUAUCACAACUUGGCAUAGGCCAUCCUACAUCGGGAUUGUCUGGUGCUUCUGUUAGUUCUCUGCAGAAUCAGGAAGAGAUGGAUUCAUUGCGGAAACAAAUACAGAAGUUGUCGAAAAAGCGCAAAGCAGACCGUUUAAGACUUGCUCGAUUGGAGAAUCUAGUGCAUAAUCUCAAAGACAUCUGCCGAUCUGAUGAGUCUGACGACGACUCUGAUGGCGAGAAUUAGUUUGUUGUACUUUUGAUGUUCGGAACAUCUACUUGUUUGAUUUGGUUCGGAUAUAGGCUGAAUGAUGUUUGAAUGUCUAGACUUGCUUUUGGAUGUUAAAGACUUGAUUUGGAUGUUUCAAACUUGAUUUGGAUGUCUUAGUUACAAAUGUUUUUGUUUAAUGCUGUAACUGUUAGAAUU
Molecule: messenger RNA, 2023 nt
Organism: Lycium ferocissimum
Lineage: Eukaryota; Viridiplantae; Streptophyta; Magnoliopsida; Solanales; Solanaceae
Exons: 10
Coding region: 232-1602 (456 amino acids)
Source: RefSeq, a predicted model, not a curated record